AUGCCCCGCGGCCCGAGCCCCAGCAGCCCCGCGCCGCUGCUGCGCCCCCUCCUCCUGCUCCUCUGCGCUCUGGCUAGCGGCGCCCCCGGACCCGCACCAGGGCGCGUAACUGAGGGCCGGACGGCCCUGGACAUUGUGCACCCGGUGCGUGUGGACGCUGGGGGCUCCUUCCUGUCCUAUGAGCUGUGGCCGCGCGCGCUGCGCAAGCGGGACGUGUCUCGGCACCAAGACGCGCCCGCCUUCUACGAGCUGCAGUACCACGGGCGGGAGCUGCGCUUCAACCUCACCACCAACCGGCACCUGCUGGCACCCGGCUUCGUGAGCGAGACGCGGCGGCGUGGCGGCCUGGGCCGCGCACACAUCCGGGCCAGCGCCCCUGCCUGCCACCUGCUUGGAGAGGUGCAGGAUCCCCAGCUCGAAGGUGGCCCGGCGGCCAUCAGCGCCUGCGACGGCCUGAAAGGUAUGUUCCAGCUCUCCAACGAGGACUACUUCAUUGAGCCCCUGGACAGCACCCCAGCCCGGCCUGGUCAUGCCCAGCCCCACGUGGUGUACAAGCGCCAAGUCCCUGAGAAGCGGGCAGAGCUGGGAGAAUCUGGUGCUCCAGGCACCUGUGGGGUGCAAGCAUCCCUGGAGCUGGAAGCUCGACGGGAGCGUUGGGAGCAGCGGCAGCAGUGGCGGCGGCCGAGGCGUCUACGCCAGCGCUCGGUCAGCAGAGAGAAGUGGGUGGAGACUCUGGUGGUAGCUGACGCCAAAAUGGUGGAGUACCAUGGGCAGCCAAAUGUCGAGAGCUACGUGCUGACCAUCAUGAACAUGGUGGCUGGCCUGUUUCAUGACCCCAGCAUUGGGAACCCUAUCCACAUCACCAUCGUGCGCCUGGUCCUGCUGGAAGACGAGAAUGAAGACCUCAAGAUCACACACCAUGCAGACAAAACCCUGAGGAGCUUCUGCAAGUGGCAAAAAAGCAUCAACAUGAAGGGAGACAGCAACCCGCUGCACCAUGACACUGCCAUCUUGCUCACCAGGAAGGACCUGUGUGCGGCCAUGAAUCAGCCCUGCGAGACCCUGGGCCUGUCCCAUGUGGCAGGCAUGUGCCAGCCACACCGCAGCUGCAACAUCAACGAGGACACAGGGCUGCCGCUGGCCUUCACUGUGGCCCAUGAGCUGGGACACAGCUUUGGCAUUCAGCAUGACGGAAGCGGCAAUGACUGUGAGCCUGUUGGGAAACAGCCUUUCAUCAUGUCUCCACAGCUCCUGUACGACGCCAUUCCCCUCACCUGGUCCCGCUGCAGCCGCGAGUACAUCACCAGGUUCCUCGACCGCGGGUGGGGCCUGUGCCUGGACGACUCUCCUGCCAAGGACGUCAUCGACUUCCCCUUAGUGCCGCCUGGUGUGCUCUAUGAUGUGAACCAUCAGUGUCGCCUCCAGUAUGGGAGCUAUUCCAACUUCUGCAAUGACAUGGAUAAUAUCUGCCACACACUCUGGUGCUCCGUGGGGACCACCUGUCACUCCAAGCUGGAUGCAGCUGUGGAUGGCACCAGGUGUGGGGAGAGCAAGUGGUGUCUCAAUGGGGAGUGCGUGCCUGCGGGCUUCCGGCCCGAGGCUGUGGAUGGUGGCUGGUCCGGCUGGAGCGCCUGGUCCGUCUGCUCGCGGAGCUGUGGCGUGGGUGUGCAGAGCACUGAGCGACAGUGCACGCAGCCUGUGCCCAAAUACAGGGGCAAAUAUUGCGUGGGUGAGCGGAAGCGCUUCCGCCUCUGCAACCUGCAGGCCUGCCCCCCCGGCUACCCCUCCUUCCGCCAGGUCCAGUGCAGCCACUUUGAUGCUAAGUUCUACAACGGCCAGCUGCACACAUGGGUGCCUGUGGCCAAUGACGUGAACCCCUGCGAGCUGCACUGCCGGCCCUUGAACGAGUCCUUUGCCGAGAAGCUACGGGACGCUGUGGUUGAUGGCACCCCCUGCUACCAGAGCCAGGCCAGCCGUGACCUCUGCAUCAACGGCAUCUGUAAGAAUGUGGGCUGCGACUUCCAGAUUGACUCAGGCGCUGUGGAGGACCGCUGCGGCGUGUGCCACGGCAACGGCUCCACCUGCCACACCGUGAGCAGGACCUUCGAGGAGGCCGAGGGCCUGGGGUACGUGGACGUGGGGCUGAUCCCAGCUGGUGCACACGAGAUCCGCAUCGAGGAGGUGGCCGAGGCUGCCAACUUCUUGGCCCUGCGGAGUGAGGACCCUGAUAAGUACUUCCUUAAUGGUGGCUGGACCAUCCAGUGGAACGGGGACUACCAGGUGGCGGGCACCACCUUCACAUACACACGCAAGGGCAACUGGGAGAACCUCACAUCCCCAGGACCCACCAUGGAGCCUGUCUGGAUCCAGCUCCUGUUCCAGGAGAGCAACCCUGGGGUGCGUUACGAGUACACCAUCCAGAGGGAGGCAGAUGGCCCCAACGAGGUCCAGCCACUUGAGUUCUCCUGGCACUAUGGGCCCUGGACCAAGUGCACAGUCACCUGUGGCACAGGCGUGCAGAGACAGAGUGUGCACUGCAUGGAGCGGCAGGCAGGACCUGUGGAUGAGGAACACUGUGACCCCCUGACCCGGCCCGAUGACCACCAGAGGAAGUGCAACGAGGAGCCCUGCCCUGCUAGGUGGUGGGCAGGUGAGUGGCAGCUGUGCUCCAGCUCCUGCGGGCCUCGGGGCCUUUCCCGCCGGGCUGUGCUCUGCAUCCGCAGCGUGGGGCUGGAUGAGCACAAGGCCCUGGAGCUGUCCGCCUGUGAGCACCUUCCCCAGCCCCUUGACGAAACCCCUUGCAACCGCCACGUGCCCUGUCCAGCCACCUGGGCUGUGGGGAACUGGUCUCAGUGCUCAGUGACAUGCGGGAUGGGCACUCAGCACCGAAGUGUCCUCUGCACCAAUGACACUGAUGUCCCCUGCGAUGAGGCCCAGCGGCCAGCAAGCAAGACCACCUGCCCUCUGCCACCCUGUCUGCAGCCCCUGGACAGGCUGGGGCCUGAAGGCUCAGGCAGCGGCUCCAGCCAUGAGCUCUUCAAUGAGGUUGACUUCAUCCCGCGUCACCUGGUCCCACGCCCUUCACCACCCUCAUCCCCUGAUCUGGCCAGCAUGGGCAAUGCCAUCCAGGAGGAGGACCUGAAGCUGGACCUGCCGGGACCCGUGUUUGUUGAUGAUUUCUACUAUGACUACAAUUUCAUUAACUUCCACGAGGACCUGUCUUAUGGGCCCUUUGAGAAGCCCGACUCAGACCUGGCAGGAACAGGGGGUUGGACGCCCCCACCUUGGAGCAGUACUGCUGAGCCCCCCCCUGUCACAGAGACUACUGGGGUCAAGGAGGAAGGGGUCCUAGGAACCCGAUCCCCUGGCCCUUGGCCUAGCCAGGCUGACCCUUCCCCACCGCCGCCCUUGGAGCAGACCCCCAGAAACCCCUUGGUCAAUUUCUUGUCUGAGGAAGACGCCCCCAUUGGGGUCCCAGACCUUGGGCUCAGCAGCUUACCCUGGCCCCUUGCUUCAGUCCAUGGCAUGGAGACCCCUGCUGCCCCUGGGAAUGAAAAUGAGUUCCUAAUGGGGGAGGACAGCAAGAACCAGCUGCACCCCCCAUGGCAGGACGGGGCCAAUGAGGUUUCCAAGGACGAUGAGGAGCCCACAGGCCGCAGAGCACCCCACCUCCCCCAGACACCCAGCUCCACACUGUCCCCUUUGUCCUCCGCUGGCACUACGCCCUUGUCUCCUAGUCCUGACAUGGUGCAGCUGUGGACAGGAAAGACUGUGGCCUGGGAACCAGCUUUGGAGAGGGACCUGGGGCCUUUGGACAAUGAGCUGUGGCCCAUCAUGGGGGCGGCUCCUCCCCUUCCUCCUCCCAUAGCUAAUCUGCCAGAGAUUAGGGGCAGAGACAAUCUCGUGGAGCCGGGGACUCCCACCUUUUCAACCCCACGACUGGGCUCACAGGACCUGCAGACUCUGGCAGUGCCAGGGCCCUUCCUUCCAACAGCGCUGGCUGGCCAAGGGCACAUGCCCUGGGUGACUGAGGCCCCCAGCCCUGAGGCAUCCCUGAGCUCUGUGUUGCUGCUGCCCACGCCAGCUCAGGACAGUCCCGCCGACAGCGGCAGAGCCCCCGAGACCCAGCCUCUGGACCCCAGCCUGGCCGACGAGGGGCACCCUGUGGACCUGCCGGCUGCCAGAAAUGCCAGCUGGCAAGUGGGGAACUGGAGCGAGUGCUCCACCACCUGCGGCCUGGGCGCCGUCUGGAGGCCGGUACACUGCAGCUCUGGCCGUGAUGAGGACUGUGCCCCUGCUGGCCGGCCCCAGCCUGCCCGCCACUGCCACCUGCGGCCCUGUGCUGCCUGGCACAUGGGCAACUGGAGUAAGUGCUCCCGCAGUUGCGGUGGAGGCUUCUCCUUGCGGGAUGUGCAGUGUGUGGACACACGGGACCUCCGGCCGCUGAGACCCUUCCACUGCCAACCCGGGCCUGCCAAGCCGCCCACCCGCCAGCCCUGUGGGGCACAGCCCUGCCUCAGCUGGUACAUCUCUUCCUGGAGAGAGUGCUCUGAGGCCUGUGGCGGCGGCGAACAGCAGCGUCUGGUGACCUGCCCAGAGCCGGGCCUCUGCGAGGAGGCACUGAGACCCAACACCACACGGCCCUGCAACACCCACCCCUGCACGCAGUGGGUGGUGGGGCCCUGGGGCCAGUGCUCAGCCCCCUGUGGUGGUGGCAUCCAGCGGCGCCUGGUCAAGUGUGUCAACACCCAGAAGGGGCUGCCCGAGGAAGACAGUGACCAGUGUGGCCACGAGGCCCGGCCUGAGAGCUCCCAGCCAUGUGGCACCAAGAAUUGUGAGCUCAUCGAGGCCCCACGCUGUGAGCAGGAUCGCCUGUCCUUUGGUUUCUGUGAGACGCUGCGCCUCCUGGGCCGCUGCCAGCUACCCACCAUCCUCUCCCAGUGCUGCCGCACGUGUCCUCCACUGGGCCACAGUGUCCCCUCCCGAGGCCAUCAGCGGGUUGCCUACCGCUGA
Messenger RNA from Cynocephalus volans (Philippine flying lemur), 5013 nucleotides. It is a transcript of the gene ADAMTS7, whose product is annotated as ADAM metallopeptidase with thrombospondin type 1 motif 7. Gene Ontology annotation, molecular function: metalloendopeptidase activity. Gene Ontology annotation, cellular component: extracellular matrix. The transcript has 24 exons. Gene Ontology annotation, biological process: proteolysis; extracellular matrix organization. Lineage: Eukaryota; Metazoa; Chordata; Mammalia; Dermoptera; Cynocephalidae. The record is from RefSeq and is a predicted model, not a curated record. The coding region runs from base 1 to 5013 and encodes 1670 amino acids.